This is a messenger RNA of Diaporthe amygdali, 1455 nucleotides long. RefSeq names its product flavin-binding monooxygenase. Gene Ontology annotation, molecular function: NADP binding; flavin adenine dinucleotide binding; N,N-dimethylaniline monooxygenase activity. The transcript has a single exon. The record is from RefSeq and is a predicted model, not a curated record. Bases 1 to 1455 code for a protein of 484 amino acids. NCBI's taxonomy places the organism in Eukaryota, Fungi, Ascomycota, Sordariomycetes, Diaporthales, Diaporthaceae.
AUGGAGGCAUACGACGUAGUCAUUGUCGGCGCCGGUAUUUCAGGUAUCAACUGUGCGUAUCGACUGCAAUCAGAGACUCCGGAUGCGCGUUUUACGGUGCUUGAGGGACGGGCUCAGAUUGGUGGCACCUGGGACCUGUUCAAGUUCCCGGGAGUGCGGUCGGACUCUGACCUCUGUUCCCUGGCCUUCGCGUGGCACCCAUGGCCGUAUGAGCAUAUCUUUGCCGAGGCGCCGCUGAUCUUGGAGUACAUGAAUGACGCCGUAUCAAAGCACAACUUAGGCAAACACAUCCAGUUCCAGCAUAAAGUCGUCUCGGCCAGCUGGUCCUCCAAAGCCAAGAAGUGGGAUCUGGUUGUGGAUGCCCGCGGACAGACGCGACACAUCGCAGCGGGCUUUCUGGUUCUCGGCUCUGGAUAUUACGACUAUGAGACGCCGCUGUCGACAACCAUACCUGGUCUCGACAGCUUCAAAGGCAAGACCAUCCACCCUCAGUUCUGGCCGACGCAAUACGAUUACAGCAACCAAAGGCUUGCCAUCAUCGGCAGCGGGGCCACGACCGUGACGCUAUUUCCACGCUUGGCCCAGCAAGCCGCCAAAGUCACGAUUGUGCAGCGUAGCCCGAGCUACAUCGCCGUCAAGGCAGACUCGACGCCCCUUUCGUCCUGGUUGCGCAGGCUGUUCCCCCUCUCGUGGGUGGCGGUCUGGGAGCGCUUCUACUAUAUCACGACCUCGUACCUGGUCGUCCUCUUCUGCGGCGCAUUCCCCCAGGCUGCCAAAUACGUGAUGCUAAAGGAUACCGCGGCCGCGCUGCCCAAGGACAUAAAAUUGAGCACACAUUUCGAGCCUCGCUACACACCGUGGGAGCAGCGCAUCUGCCUGGCGCCAGACGGCGACUUCUUCGCGGCCCUCCACCGCAAGAACACCGCCGUGGUCACGGGCGAGAUUGACACGGUCACCGAGCACGGGAUCCGCAUGCGGGACGGCACAUUCGUCGAUGCCGACGCCAUCAUCACCGCCACCGGACUCACCAUGAGGCUGGGAGGAGGCAUCGAGUUGAGAAUCGAUGGGGAGGUCGCACCCUGGGGGAAGAGGCUGGUCUGGAACGGCGCCAUGCUGGACGGAGUGCCGAACCUCAUGUACAUGCUCGGGUACACGAACGCGGCCUGGACGAUCGGGGCCGAUGCCAGCGCCAUGAUACUCGUGAGGGUUCUGGGGCUCAUGCGCAAGAAGCAGGCAUCGUCCGUGACUCCUCGUGCCCCGCGGGACGCGGCCCUGGAGACAAGGCGCGUGUGGCCGGUCGAUGCCACAUAUCGCCAGAUCGCGGACCGGGUGCUGCCUGUGUAUGGGGUCAGAGGGCCGUGGAGCCCAAGGAGACUUAGCCCUUUGGCAGACUUUUGGCACUCGCGGUGGGGAAAUGUGACAGAUGGCCUGGAGUUCGGAGCGACGAAUUGUUGA